This is a messenger RNA of Podarcis muralis (Common wall lizard), 4049 nucleotides long. It is a transcript of the gene PLS1, whose product is annotated as plastin 1. Gene Ontology annotation, biological process: actin filament network formation; actin filament bundle assembly. Lineage: Eukaryota; Metazoa; Chordata; Lepidosauria; Squamata; Lacertidae. Gene Ontology annotation, molecular function: actin filament binding; calcium ion binding. The record is from RefSeq and is a predicted model, not a curated record. Gene Ontology annotation, cellular component: actin filament bundle; cytoplasm; actin filament.
GCGCUUAGAGGAACCUCGCCUGGAAUCGGAGCUGCAGCUAAAUCCGACUGCGCGUUGCAGCAGCGGGCAAAGGAAGCAGCGCAGAACCUCGGGUGUCUCACAGGAAUAAAGAACUGAAAACAACUGGAAAUCAAGAGAUGGAGAAUAACAUAACAACCAUUUCUCGUGAGGAACUGGAGGAACUAAAAGAAGCAUUCAGUAAAAUAGAUAUCGAUAACAGUGGCUAUGUCAGUGAUUACGAACUUCAGGAUCUUUUCAAAGAAGCAAGCCUUCCCUUGCCUGGCUAUAAAGUCCGGGAAAUUGUAGAAAAAAUUAUAGCAGUGGCUGAUAACAACAAGGAUGGCAAAAUCAACUUCGAAGAAUUUGUAUCAGUUAUUCAGGAACUGAAAAGUAAAGAUAUUAGCAAAUCCUUCCGGAAAUCCAUAAACAAGAAAAAGGGAAUUACUGCAAUUGGAGGAACAUCACCAAUUUCUAGCGAGGGGACCCAACACUCUUAUUCAGAGGAGGAAAAGGUUGCUUUUGUUAACUGGAUAAACAAGGCUCUUCACGAUGACCCAGACUGUAAGCACCUUCUCCCUAUGGACCCAACAGAUGAUAGCCUUUUUAAGUCACUUGCUGAUGGCAUCCUCCUUUGCAAAAUGAUUAACUUAUCCCAACCAGAUACAAUUGAUGAAAGAGCUAUUAAUAAGAAGAAGCUUACUCCAUUCACUAUAUCUGAAAACCUAGAUCUUGCACUAAAUUCUGCAUCAGCUAUUGGCUGUACAGUAGUCAAUAUUGGAUCACAAGAUCUAAAAGACGGGAAGCCACAUUUGGUAUUAGGACUGUUGUGGCAAAUCAUUAAAGUUGGGCUUUUUGCUGAUAUAGAAAUCUCCAGAAAUGAAGCUCUUAUUGGUUUGCUAAGUGAUGGGGAAGAAUUAGAACAAUUAAUGAAACUGUCUCCAGAAGAACUCCUGCUACGUUGGGUUAACUACCAUCUGGAUAAUGCUGGAUGGAAGAGAAUAAGCAACUUUAGUCAAGACAUUAAGGACUCAAGAGCCUACUACCAUUUGCUGAAUCAAAUCGCACCAAAAGGAAGCAACAGUGGAGAAACAGCUAUUGUUAUUGAUCUUUCAGGCCUCAAUGAAAAAAAUGACCUGAGGAGGGCUGAAUAUAUGCUUCAACAGGCAGACAAACUAGGCUGCAAACAGUUUGUGACUCCUGCUGAUGUGGUUGCAGGCAAUCCUAAACUUAACAUGGCCUUCGUUGCAAAUCUCUUUAAUACGUACCCUGCCCUGCAGAAGCCCGAAAGCUCUUCUUAUGAUGUCAAUUUACUGGAAGGAGAAAGUAAGGAAGAAAGAACAUUCCGAAACUGGAUGAAUUCUUUGGGUGUAACUCCUUACAUUAACCAUUUGUACAGUGACCUUGCUGAUGCUUUAGUAAUCUUCCAGCUCUAUGAGAUGAUUCGUGUACCUGUACAAUGGAACCACGUCAACAAACCACCGUAUCCUGCACUUGGGGGUAACAUGAAAAAGAUUGAAAAUUGUAACUACGCAGUGGAACUGGGGAAGUCAAAGGCCAGAUUCUCAUUGGUUGGGAUUGGUGGACAGGACCUUAAUGAAGGCAACCCAACACUGACAUUGGCACUGGUGUGGCAGUUAAUGAGAAGGUACACUUUGAAUGUACUAUCGGACCUUGGUGAGGGGGAAAAAGUAAAUGAUGCGGUUAUUAUUAAAUGGGUGAAUCAGACUCUUGCAAAUGCAAAUAAGACUACUUCAAUAACUAGCUUCAAGGACAAAUCCAUAAGCACUAGUUUACCUGUACUAGAUUUAAUAGAUGCUAUUGCGCCGAAAGCAAUCCGUCCAGAAAUGGUCAAGAGGGAAGAUCUUUCUGAAACAGACAAACUGAACAAUGCUAAAUACGCUAUAUCAGUUGCUCGGAAAAUUGGUGCUUGUAUAUAUGCCCUGCCGGAUGACUUGGUAGAAGUGAAGCCAAAAAUGGUGAUGACCGUCUUUGCUUGCUUGAUGGGAAGAGGACUGAACAAAAUAAAAUAAAGAAGAUUUUUUUACAAAUGUUUUCUGCCAUGAUAUACACAAUGAAUGCCUCAUUGUUUACAGACUAAUGGAAUUUAGUAGCUGUAAAACAGAGAUAAUUUAUAUAAACCAAUGUGGAGAUGUAUAGAGAGACUAUUUAAUAUAAGAAUUGUUUAUAUUUAAGGUUUCAUCUGAAAAGUUUUAUAUAUCAGUAAUUUGUGAGCUAAUGUAAUGCAGUAAUCACCAAUAAGAUUACAAUGUUAUAUAGCCUUUUUAAAUGAAUAUGAUACAUGCUGUUUUCAUAGUGCACAAAUUAUCAAGAUUUUAAAGUGCUAUUUUAGGAACUGCUGUGAAAUUAAGUUUUUAUGUCAGUGUGUUAUUAAUGCGUAGUCUGCACAUGAAAGACCUUGAAAGUCCUUGCCUUAUUAUAAGGGACUACACAAACUCCUGUUGGAAUUUGGGCUGCAAAUUAAAAGCUUCUGGUCAUAAGGAUUCUUUCUAGGGAGUACCGUAAUUUUCAUUGCACUGAAUGGGACUGACUUCUAAGUAAAAACUCUGAGGUUCUGAGUACUAAUUGUUUUAGGCUACAAUUCUAAAGUCCCAUUGAAUUAUUUGGGGCUUACUUCUGAGUAGACAUGGUUAGGCUUGCACUGUUAGUAGAGCAAUCAACAAAAGUUUUAGUUGAUUAAUUGAUGUACAUUUUAAUUGUUGUGGGUGAAUUUAAUUUGCUGGAGUUGGAAGGUAAGAUCUUGGGAAGGGGGGAGGCGUUAGGCUGUUCUGGUUCUUAUGUAUUACUAUACUUGGAAAUUAAAAAUACUGAACAAUGAGGACAGCUGUAGCUAUAACACCCUGUUCCUUGGCCUUCAUUAAAAUACUAAGGUUGAGAUGUGAGACUGGGACGUCCCUUAUCAAAAUCCGUCCCCUCUCCUGCACAAUCUCCCUUCACUCUUCCUCUGCAGGCCUAUGCCAUGGUUAACAAUUAUAUGAGAACCUCCUUUGUUAAACAUGAUUAAUACUAACCAGAGUUUGCAGUUAAUUAGAAUUUAGAAAUCAAGAAUUGGAAGCUGGCUUCAUAAAGAGACCAAUGCUGUUUGUAGGCCUUAAUCAUGGUUUUGACUGGUGAGAGAAGGAUGAGGGGAAUUUGCUGUGGAAUCAGCCCUUCUCCAACCCCUUAAAUUUGAUCAAAUAAUGAGACCCAAUACAUUUACAGUGGUCCCUGAGCAGUAGUUUUUGUGUACCAAAACUUCAGUAUUUAAAAGACAUCUGUAUUAAGGUUAGUGUAGCAUGCAGGUUCAGUUAAAUUUAGGGAACAGUCAACAACUCUAUACCCAGGGCUUUUUCUCAGCCGGAACUUACUGGAACUUAGUUCCAGCACCUCUCAGGUGGGCGCCAUUGCCAUUAUAAGAGAACAAGGGAUGAGUUCAUGGUGAGUUCUGGCACCUCUUUUUCUAGAAAAAUAGCACUGCCUAUACCCUUUUUACAAUAUGUGGAAGAUAAGCUGAUAUAGAGUUAUCAUGAUGUAGUGGUGGCGUUUCUGCCAUAUCUUGUAACCAUUGCAUCUUGAUUAUAGCAUUGCACCCUUAGUCAAUUUGAUUAGUAGAAAGUGUAGCUGGUUAAAGCAAAUUUAAAAAAUAAAAGUGAUUUGCAAACGUAGUAUUGAAGAUGGAACUUGCUGUUUAUUUAAAUGAGUUGCAUUGCAGGAGAUUGUAUUAGAUGACCCUUGGGGUCCCUUCCAAUUCUACAGUUCUAUGAUUCUAUGUUUUAAAACUGAACAUCCCCUCUUGUCAAUAUUGUUCUGUAGAAAUGCUUGUAAUAUGAAACAACUUCAACAUAUUUUUUAAAGUAAUUUGUUAAAGAAAAAUUAACAAUUGGUUGUGGUUUGUGGCAUUGAAUAAAACUAAGCACAAGUAUAACAAGGACAAUAAGCAAAAUGAAAAUUAUGUACGUAGUAAGGCUUUCAAUGAGAAAAUAUCCAAGCUAAAAUGUUAUAUUAAGAAACAAUAAAGAGAGAUGACAGGUCCAGUUUGAGGCCUCUCUUUA